AUGGGGAAUCACCUUGGUUGGAAAACUAAUGCCACCACCACGGAACUAGACACCACCACCACCUCUAGGAUCACCAUAAUCCGCCCACCCUUCCCCCCACGCUGCAUCCUGCUCCCCGUGUGCCUGGCCACCAGUCCCCGGGUCUGCGGCCGUUUGCCCAACGGUGACUGCCAACGAUUCGGCAACAUCUGCCAGCUCCUGUUGGCCAACCGUCGCGGCAUCUCGGCCGGAGUGGUCCACACCAAGGAUCUGGAGUGUCGGGGCAUUCGGGGUGUGGGUGCCUCGAAUCGUCGGCCCUGCUUCUAUCCCUGCCCAGCACGUCCUGUCAUCUGCCGGAGAACGCCGCCCGAACAGGAGAUCUGUGUCCGUUCGCGAAAUGGCCAGAGCUGCAAGGUCUUGGCCAACAGGUGUCAGUUGAACAACCAGAACUGUCACUCCAGACCACGGAAUAAUUGGCGGCGUACGGAUAGGAGACUCUGCGGUACCAGGCAGGUGGGCGAUAAGCCUGAUGUCUGUCUUCCCAUUAUUAUUUUUCCAACAUCGACUACCAGGAAACCUGUCUUAGUUUAA
Molecule: messenger RNA, 570 nt
Organism: Drosophila bipectinata
Lineage: Eukaryota; Metazoa; Arthropoda; Insecta; Diptera; Drosophilidae
Source: RefSeq, a predicted model, not a curated record